This is a messenger RNA of Quercus lobata, 521 nucleotides long. Its product is annotated as ethylene-responsive transcription factor ERF096-like. Lineage: Eukaryota; Viridiplantae; Streptophyta; Magnoliopsida; Fagales; Fagaceae. The record is from RefSeq and is a predicted model, not a curated record. The transcript has a single exon. Gene Ontology annotation, molecular function: DNA-binding transcription factor activity; DNA binding. Gene Ontology annotation, biological process: regulation of DNA-templated transcription; ethylene-activated signaling pathway. The coding region runs from base 1 to 444 and encodes 147 amino acids.
AUGGAUGAAGACCCUAAUAGAGGGAAGGCCAGGGAUGACGGCAAGGAAGGAAGUGAUGGGGUCCGAUACCGUGGCGUUAGAAGGCGGCCGUGGGGGAAGUUUGCAGCAGAGAUUCGAGACUCGAAUAGGCAUGGUGCGCGUGUGUGGCUUGGCACUUUUAAUACUGCAGAGGAGGCUGCGAGAGCUUAUGAUCGAGCUGCUUAUGCUAUGAGGGGUUCAUUAGCCAUUCUCAACUUUCCUAAUGAAUACCCUUUAACGAGUGGUGGUGCUUCUGGUUCUUCUUCCUCUUCUGCUUCAGCUUCGGCUUCGGCUUCGGCUUCUUCAUCAACGCGUGAGGGUGCUAGAACUGGUCAGCAAGGAAGACAGGUCUUUGAGUUUGAGUACUUGGAUGAUAAGUUGCUGGAGGAGCUUCUUGACUAUGAUGAGAAAAAGAGCAAGAAAUAGGUCUUUCUUAUAAUGGCAUCAAGCGCUUGCUCUUGCUAAUAAUCAAAAGUGGCAAACAUCAUCAAAUUUGCUUCGCG